Messenger RNA from Fraxinus pennsylvanica, 1410 nucleotides. The record is from the annotation of a GenBank genome assembly. NCBI's taxonomy places the organism in Eukaryota, Viridiplantae, Streptophyta, Magnoliopsida, Lamiales, Oleaceae.
AUGAAGAAUUCGGUUUCGGACCAGAGUUUUUACAUAGAGAGUGAAGGAGAGGAUGAAGAGAAGGGAUACAACAAAGGUGAGGAUGGCGCAGAUGGAAAUGAUUCUGAUUCUUCCAAUUACUUGAAUGAUGACGAUAACUACAAUCAACGACAGCAGAGCAACUUCAGCACACAGUGGCCUCAAAGUUACAGGCAAUCAAUUGAUCUAUACGGUAGUGUCCCUUCUCCUAGUCUUAACUUUCUGGGGACACCAUCAUUGUCCCGCUUAAGCAGCUCAUUUCUUUCCUCGUCACUUACGAGGAGACACACUCCCGAGAUAUUACCUUCUCUGAGCAAACCGCUCAUACCUGCCGUAGAGGAUGAUAAAGCGCGAGACAUAUAUACUUCCCAUCUUCCAAUUCCGCCUACCCCAACAAGGAAGCCUAGCGUAAAGAAAACAAGUAUUUAUGAGAAAACUUCAAAGGUCUCACAUGAACUUCCAAUUUCUCGUCAGAGCUCAUACGGACAAGCAGUGAUAAAUGGGAUGAAUGUUCUAUGUGGAGUUGGACUCCUUUCUACUCCUUAUGCUGUCAAACAAGGAGGUUGGGCUGGGCUUUCUAUAUUGUUGAUUUUUGCAGUGCUCUCUUUCUACACUGGGGUUCUCUUACGUUACUGCUUGGACAGCCAACCUGGCCUAGAAACAUACCCGGACAUUGGCCAGGCUGCCUUUGGUACUGUGGGACGUGUUGCAAUAUCUAUAAUUUUAUACGUCGAGUUAUAUGCGUGUUGCGUUGAGUACAUUAUUUUGGAGAGUGAUAACUUGUCCUCGUUGUUCCCAAAUGCACAUUUAAACUUUGGAGUAUUCAAUUUAAACUCUCGCCAUCUUUUUGCAUUGAUGGCCACCCUGGCUGUUCUUCCUACUGUUAUGUUACGAGACCUGAGUGUUCUUAGCUACAUAUCUGCUGGAGGAGUUAUUGCUUCCAUUUUGGUGGUUGCGUGCUUGUUCUGGGUUGGCUUAGUCGAUCAAGUUGGCUUCCAGAUGAAAGGGACGACAUUGAACCUGUCUACUCUUCCAGUUGCUAUUGGUCUUUAUGGUUAUUGCUACUCGGGCCAUGCUGUCUUUCCCAAUAUCUACACAUCAAUGGAAAAACGGAGCCUGUACCCCGCAGUCCUCCUAGCAAGUUUCGGGGUCUGCACUUUGUUGUAUGCUGGAGUUGCUGGUAUGGGGUAUAUGAUGUUUGGAGAAACAACGCAAUCACAGUUCACUCUCAACAUGCCUAAAGAUUUAGUUGCAUCUAAAAUUGCUGUUUGGACAACGGUGGUGAAUCCAUUUACCAAAUAUCCUUUUCUGAUUCAAUUUGCUGAUAUUAUAAAAGGGGACAGCAAUAAUUUUCCUUCUUGUGGCACUUUCUUAACGAAAGACGAAUACUAG